Sorex fumeus (smoky shrew) is the source of this 1684-nucleotide messenger RNA. RefSeq names its product tigger transposable element derived 3 (gene TIGD3). The transcript has a single exon. Gene Ontology annotation, molecular function: DNA binding. The record is from RefSeq and is a predicted model, not a curated record. NCBI's taxonomy places the organism in Eukaryota, Metazoa, Chordata, Mammalia, Eulipotyphla, Soricidae. Gene Ontology annotation, cellular component: nucleus. The coding region runs from base 70 to 1485 and encodes 471 amino acids.
UGUCCCCUCGGGGGCUGCCCUCACCUCCAGCCUCAGCCUCUCCCCGCGCCCCACACGGCCGGGGCAGCCAUGGAGCUGAGUCACAAGAAGAAGCUGCACGCGCUCUCCCUGGCCGAGAAGAUCCAGGUGCUGGAGCUGCUGGACGAGUCCAAGAUGUCACAGUCGGAGGUGGCGCGGCGCUUCCGGGUGUCCCAGCCGCAGAUCUCCCGCAUCUGCAAGAACAAGGAGAAGCUGCUGGCCGACUGGAGCAGCGGCACCGCCAACCGGGAGCGCAAGCGCAAGCGCGAGUCCAAGUACAGCGGCAUCGACGAGGCGCUGCUCUGCUGGUACCACAUCGCCCGCGCCAAGGCCUGGGACGUGACGGGGCCCAUGCUGCUGCACAAGGCCAAGGAGCUGGCCGACCUCCUGGGCCAGGACUUCGUGCCCAGCAUCGGCUGGCUGGUCCGCUGGAAACGCCGCAACAACGUGGGCUUCGGGGCGCGCCCGGGGCUGCUGGCCCCCUGCCCUCUCGAGCCGCCUCCCCCCAGACCCCCGGCCCGGGCCCCGCGGCCUCUCUCCCUGGCAGACUUCUCCCCAGAGGAUGUGUUUGGCUGUGCCCAAGUGCCCUUGCUCUAUCGGGCAGUGCCCGGUGUCCAAGUGGGAGCCUCUGAUGAGGUCCACGUGCUGUUGUGUGCCAACAGCGGGGGCACAGAGAAACGGCGACUCGUGAUCAGUGGGCCCCAGGCGGCUUCUGGAUGCUUCUUCGGGGUCACGAGUGAGGCUCUGCCUGCCUCCUUCCACUCAGAGCCGGGCAUCCCCUGGUCGGUGUGGCUGGCACAGCUUGACCGGGACAUGGGGCGGCAGGGCCGGCAGGUGGCCUUGCUGCUGGCUGCCCACACUGGGGAGGAGCUGGCAGGUGUCCCCGGGCUCUGCCAUGUGCGGCUCUUGCCUCUGCCGGCCGGUACCGCCCCCUCCCUGCCCAGGGCCGUGAUCCGAGCCUUCAAGACCCAUUACCGACUGCGGCUGCUGGGCAAGUUGGCCGCUGCCCGGGGCCAGAGCCCCAGCACAUCGCUGGCCCAGGCGGGCGCCCGUCUCACCAUCCUCGACGCCCUGCACCUGGCCGCAGCGGCCUGGGCCAAGGUCCCUCCCCAGCUCAUCGUGGGCAGCUUCAUUCAGGAAGGGCUGGCACGGGACAAGACGCUCCUGGCCCCAGCCCGUGCCUCUGCGAUGCCCCCGGUGCCCGGGGGGCUGAGCCCCGAGGAGUUCGCCCGCUUUGUGGACCUUGAAGACGAGCAGCCCGCAUCCUCGUCGUGCAAAGAGGAGGUAGGCGCCGCAGACCAGGAAGACAGUGCAGACAGCGGCUCGGAGGUUCUGCCCACCCACGCCGAUGCUCUCCGCGCCCUGGGCACGCUGAGGAGGUGGUUUGAGUGCAACGGCGCCUCCCCGGAGCUGUUUGAAAAGUUCUACGCGUGCGAGGAGGAGGUGGAGCGGAUCUGCUGUCUGUGAUGGCUGCGGGGAGCCCUCACAGCUCCCCGGGACGCCGUCUGUUGUGUUUCCCAUGGAAACGCCCAGGGACUGGUCUCUUUCCUGUGGAAAUGGAGCUUUGGUGAAGGGUGCAGAAGGGAGACGGGUGGGAGACCAAGUAGAAGUUCUGGGCGGAAGUUUGUCUAGGCCCCCCGAGAAGAAAGCCUGAAGAUGGGGUGCC